Argiope bruennichi is the source of this 7822-nucleotide messenger RNA. RefSeq names its product E3 ubiquitin-protein ligase TRIP12-like. Gene Ontology annotation, molecular function: ubiquitin protein ligase activity; zinc ion binding. The record is from RefSeq and is a predicted model, not a curated record. Lineage: Eukaryota; Metazoa; Arthropoda; Arachnida; Araneae; Araneidae. The transcript has 41 exons. Gene Ontology annotation, biological process: proteasome-mediated ubiquitin-dependent protein catabolic process; DNA damage response; regulation of double-strand break repair. The coding region runs from base 198 to 6998 and encodes 2266 amino acids. Gene Ontology annotation, cellular component: nuclear speck.
AGCAAGCAAGACCUCGGCAGUCGUCGUGAGCUGAUGGGAGCCCAAGAAGACAGCGUUGUGGUUAAUUUUCAUGUUAUUGUAGGAAUGAAUCGAGAUUAGGGGAAAAAUAAUUUGUUUACAUCGAAUUAUUAUUGUAUAUAAACGUUAAAAUUAGAUCACUUGAAAGUGUGGCAUGAAUUAUACAGAGAAAAGGGUCUAUGGCCGCUCAAUCUGACUGUCAGAAAGGGGGGUAUAAAAGAAGAUUGACCAGAUCUGUUAGAGAGACCCGAUCACCUAUCAGAACACGGUCUAGAAGUCGAAUUCUUGCUUUGCAGGAAUUCCAUACUGUUCCUUUAUCUUAUACCUCCCCAACAGCUCUUGAAUAUUCUUUGAAACGUAAGCAUCCUCAGCGAUUAGAACCAAUAUCUCAUUCAAAAAAGUCAAAAAUAAAAGUCAAGCAAAGAAAGAAAGAGUGUGUACAGAAGAAAAAAAUCACUAGGACUGGAAUAUCAAACAUGAGCACUGAUGCAACAGUGCCAAAAAAUGAGUCAAAGCAAAGUGGCAUAAUUUCAUCUGUGGCAGAAUGUGUUGAAGUUAAGCCUUCAAAUCGAAGCAGUGCACGGUUUCCAAAGAUUUUUGAGGAUGACGAUGAUUCUCUGGACUUAAAAGACCAAGGCUUGGAAGACAUAAAAAUUUCGAAAAAAGUGGAUCAGUCUUCUGACGGUGCAUGCUCUCAAUCAUCUUUGGCUUGUGGAGCAUUAUCCUCAUGUGAAGAGAAAGAUAUAUGCUUGGUUCUGGACAAAGGGAUCUAUAGUGCUGCAUAUUUAGGCCCAAAUAAGUCAUUUGCUACAUAUUCAAGACGUCCGCAGACUGAAACUCAAAUUUCACAGCAUUUAUCAGCUUCAUCAUCAAGUACUGCUGAUCAAUUCAAAAAGCGCAAAUCAGAUGGUCCGAAGUGUGAAACUCUCUCUUUCAAAGAUAAUGUUGAUAGAAAGUUUAUGAAUAAAGGCGAUUCUUCAUUAGUUCAAGAAAGCAGUGUACUUCCAGAAACUGCUGCAAGUCAAGGAAAACUAAAGAAUUUUUCUUGCAUGCUUAGAGGAGCAUGUAAAAGGAAGAAUUUUGUAGGUUCUCAUUUGCCUAAAUGCGAUAAAUUAUCUACUAGAACCGUUGAGCAAGAUUUAAAUGCUCUAAAACUAACCAAAGACGACCCUACUCUUUUGCCCCCAAAUGAAGAUAGUAAUGAUCCCAAUUUACUAAGUGACGACGAUAUAGACUUUGAACAAACAUUUUUUGCCUCAAUUUCCGAAACUGAAAGGGAUUUUCAACUACCUGAAAGAAAUAGAAAAGGUAGAGUUGAAAGUAAUACAGGUACUGGCGGUGCAAGUUACACUGAUAAAGCAAAGGGCAAGAUUGAAAGUGGUGAAGCAAAAUCUGUUAGUGAUCAAACCAAGCCUAGCAAGACAAAGAUCACGGGGUCGUGUACAAGUAGCCGGAGUCGGCGCUCCUCCCGUGUUACAAAACUUCCCUCAAGCUCAACUGCUGCUGGAGGGGGAACAAGCCGCCAAACAGUAGUAAGGGCUAGAGCUGGAAUGUCUGGCACCGACACUGGCCAAGAACUUUCAUCAAAUCCAUUUACAUCUGAAGGAAACUCUAUUCUUGAAAAUCCCGCUAAUGCCCCAGCAUCCAGUGGAAUGAACAUCGCUGCUAGUAUUGCUGCAAUUGGGGACAGCGAGUCAGAAGAUAGUGAAAUGGGUCGUUUACAAGUUUCUUUACAUGCAGCUCUGUUAGAAGCUAGAGGACUUCCACCUCAUUUAUUUGGUGCUCUAGGUCCUCGAAUGCAGCACCUUCUACAUAGAUCCAUGGGAACUACUGCCAGCAAUCGUGCUCAUCAGCUGUUACAAGGUUUACAGGCAAUUGGUGAUGAAGGACAGCAAUUGCAGGCUGUUAUGGAAAUGUGUCAAUUGCUGGUUAUGGGCAAUGAAGAUACUUUGACUGGUUUUCCCGUAAAGCAAGUUGUUCCUGUGUUGAUUAAUCUUCUCUCUAUGGAUCAUAACUUUGAUAUGAUGAAUCAUGCAUGUCGAGCUUUGACUUAUAUGAUGGAAGCUUUGCCAAGAUCGUCCGCUGUUGUGGUUGAAGCAAUACCUGUUUUUCUUGAAAAGCUUCAAAUUAUUCAGUGCAUGGAUGUAGCAGAACAGUCCCUUACUGCAUUAGAAAUGUUGUCUCGAAGACAUAGUAAAGCCAUUUUACAUGCUAGAGGUGUUGCUGCUUGUCUGACCUACCUUGAUUUUUUCUCAAUAAAUGCACAGCGGGCUGCUCUUGCAAUUACUGCAAAUUGUUGCCAAAAUCUUCUGUCUGAUGAGUUUAACCUAGUGCAGGAAUCUUUGCCUUUACUGAGUGCAAGACUGACUCAUCAGGAUAAAAAGUCAGUUGAAAGUGCUUGCCUUGCAUUUUCUCGAUUAGUUGAUUGCUUUCAGAAUGACUCAAAAUGUCUGAAGGAAAUCGCAAGUCAUGGUUUAUUAUCAAAUAUUCAGCAGCUGCUCGUUGUUUCACCACCUGUUGUGAGUUCUGGAACAUUUGUUACUGUCAUACGGAUGUUAGCAGUUAUGUGUGCAUCAUGUCCAGAGCUUGCUGUUGUUUUGCUAAAACAAAAUAUUUCUGAAACCCUGCGUUAUUUAUUGAUGGGUACUUCUGGAAACACUGAUGAAAUUGAACUUAUUCCAAGAAGUCCCCAAGAACUUUUUGAAAUCACUUCUUUAAUUGGUGAGCUUAUGCCUCGUUUGCCAACUGAUGGAAUAUUUGCCAUAGAUUCGCUUCUCAUGAAACCGAUUAAUAACCAACAAGAUAUUGUGAUUUGGCAGUGGAGAGAUGAUCGGGGAUUAUGGCAUCCGUAUACUAGUAUUGACAACAAAAUUAUUGAGGCUGCUCAUCUCUCUGGAGAAGAUGAAAUAAGUCUGUCUGCUAUGGGAAAAACUUAUACAGUUGAUUUUAAUUCAAUGACGCAAGUAAAUGAAGAUUCUGGAACGACAAGACCAGUUCAGAGACGUGUUAAUAAUUCUGGAAAUUUGACAGGUUCUAUUCAAAUUGUCGAUAGUCCAGAUUCUAGAAUUGAUUGCCUGCAGGCAAAUGCAGAUUUAGCUGCAUCUUGCAUCAAAUCCUUAUUUGCUGUUCUGUAUGAAGUUUACAGCAGUUCUGCUGGGCCAGCUGUGAGGCAUAAGUGCCUGAGAGCUUUACUUCGCAUGAUAUAUUUUGCUCCGCCUGAAUUACUUCAAACAGUUUUAAAAAAUCAAACUGUUGCCAGUCAUGUUGCUGCUAUGCUUGCUGCGCAAGAUCUCAGAGUUGUUGUUGCUGCUCUCCAGAUGGCUGUAAUACUUAUGCAAAAACUCCCUGCGAUAUUUGGAGUUUAUUUUCGUCGAGAAGGUGUUAUGCAUCAAGUUAGAUGGCUGACUAAAUUAAUUAUCUUUUCUGAUUCACCUAAUCAGAAUAAAGAAGGCUCCAGUAAUCGAUCUGAUAAUGUACAGUCAUUUGCCUCACUUCCUGCUUUGAUACCUAUUAGUUCAGCAGCAUCUGCAAUCACAAAUUGUGAUAAUAAUCUGGCAACUUUUAGCCCAAGUGUUUUACCAGUCUCAGCGAGUGACCUUUCAUCUGAUAAUGCAAUGCACUUUCCUGGUGGAACCUUAUGGAGUACUUCAUCUUCUGUCACAACUACAUUUGAAGGAAUACAGUCAUCAACUAGUGCAUCACCAGGAGGGGAUGAGAGUCACAGCAGUAACGUUUCACAAAUGAGACUCAGUGAUGUGUUGAAGAGGAAGAGAACUCCCAAACGCAGCAAUCCAACUAGUAGAAAGGUUCGUACUGAAGAAACGUCUAGAGAAUCAUUUUCAUGUUCAGGCAUUCGGGGACUUGGCCGAGGAGUGUUAGACAACCAUAUCAAUCCAGUGUUGGGUUCUUCGAUGCUUGCUUUAUCAGCAUGCACUCCUACUAGUUGCCAGAACUCAACAGUUAAUGCCAGUCCUGUAUUAGGCAGCAUUGCAAGUCCCACUACUUGCUCGAACAAUUCUACUGCAGCAGCACCAGGGCGAGGAAAACUAAGUUCUGCUGCUGCAAAGACCUCUUCCUUCCUUGCCAACUUAAACCCAGCAAGAUGGGGUCGUUGGAGUAGCAGUUCUCCAGUUAGUGGUCGCUCUACACAAGAGCCAUGUUCGGUUCAAAGAUCACCGUUUCCAAAUACUAACAGAGAAAAAAUUAAAGCUUGGAUUAAGGAACAAGCUCUAAAAUUUGAUGAAGAAUUUUUCAGUAUAGAACAGACAGGAUUACCACAUCCGGCCAUGAAUGUAUUGAAUCGCUUAACUGCUGCUGUAUGCCAACUGGACUCUUUGGCUGACAGUAACUUGAAAGCCUUGUUUGAAAUUCGUAGUGUGGUGAUGGACAGUGAUAUUUCUUCAUUUGAGGUUAUUCACAGUGGCCUAGUUAAAAAGCUGUUACUUUAUCUCACAACUUCAGAUGAUGGGCCACUUCCAUUUGGAAGCAUUGCUCUUGAUAGUCGUUUAAGAGCUUUCUUACAUGUUUUUAUGGGCACUCCAAUUUUUCUGGUAACACAGUUUGAUGCAAGUAAUUUAGAUUCUUCAGCGUUAGUGGCUUUAGUUUAUAAAUUAAAUGCCUGUGUUAGUCAGCUGGAGCAAUUUGCUGUUAAAGUCCAUGAUCUUCCUGGAGCUGGUAAUGUUGGUGGAAGAGGAACUAGUGCCCUGAAAUUUUUUAAUACGCAUCAACUCAAGUGUAACUUGCAAAGACAUCCAGCCUGCUCAAAUCUACGACAGUGGCGUGGUGGGCCUGUCAAGAUCGAUCCUUUAGCAUUAGUUCAAGCAAUUGAAAGAUAUUUGGUUAUCAGAGGUUAUGGCAGAGUGAAGGAUGAUGAGGAUGAUGGUAGUGACGACGAAAACUCGGACGAUGACAUUGAUGAUACAAUGGCUGCCAUGAUGAUUAACCAAGGACAAGGGCGACAUAAGCUGCAGUUCUUGAUUGGUGAAAAUGUACUGCCUUAUAAUAUGACUGUUUAUCAAGCAAUAAGACAGUAUAGUGGUGGAGAUGGGCAAUGCACAGAUGGUCCAGACACUGAUACAGAUUCAGAAAAUCCCGUGGGAUAUACAAAUAUAUGGAUCCAAACUCAUACAAUUUGGUAUCGGCCCAUUCCAGCUGAUGAAGCUGAAGCCCUUUACAUGAAUAAAGCAACUACUAGCAAUGCAACUACAAGCAAUGCAACUGCAUGCAAUCGAAACUCUGCUAUUACACCUGGUCAUUCUAGUCAUCGUGCUAAAGGAUGUACAUCUGGUAGUCCUUCGCCAAAAAAGAAGCCUGAUGAUGUGUGGACUGAUGGUAUUGUUCCUGAAGUUACAUCUCCAUUAUCGCUAUAUUUGGUACCGAACCUUCCAGAAUCAGUCACUGUUCAAGAUCCAUCUCUUGAAGUCAUUAGUUUACUUAGAGUUAUUCAUGCAAUAAGUUGCUAUUGGGGAACUUUAUAUCAGAUGAAUUCUUGGGCUCCAGCAAUACCUCAAGCAGAAUUCUUGAAUAGUAAGCUGACUGCCAAAGCAAAUAGACAAUUACAAGAUCCUUUAGCCAUUAUGACAGGAAAUGUUCCUGCUUGGCUUUCACAAAUUGCUUAUGCAUGCCCAUUUUUGUUUCCUUUUGAGGCCAGACAUCUUUUAUUUUAUGUUACAUCAUUCGAUAGAGAUCGUGCUUUACAGCGGCUACUUGAUAUGUCUCCAGAGAUGAGUAACAGUGAUAGCAGUGAACGUGUUACCCCAAGACUUGAUAGGAGAAAAAGGACCGUAUCUAGAGAUGAUCUUUUAAAACAAGCUGAAAUUGUUAUGCAAGAUCUUGGAAGUUCUAAAGCUCUAUUGGAAAUUCAGUAUGAAAGUGAGGUGGGAACUGGCCUUGGUCCAACAUUAGAAUUUUAUGCAUUAGUAUCCAAGGAAUUACAGAGAGGAGAUCUGGAUAUGUGGCGCGGUGAAAAAGUGCUUAUUAAUAAUGGUAAAGAUCUGCCAGUCAAUUAUAUGUUCUGCCCUAUGGGUCUUUUUCCAAUGCCUCUUGCCAGAAGUGCUAAAGUUGGGUUAGUCACCAAAGUUCGCAGCAAAUUCAAGUUACUGGGAAAAUUUUUAGCCAAAGCAUUAAUGGAUUCAAGAAUGUUAGACAUCCCUCUGAGUCUUGUCUUUUACAAGUGGAUGUUAAAUCAAGAAAAUAAUUUGUCUCUUGCGGAUUUAAAGCAUGUAGAUGAAUCCUUGGCUCAUACAAUACACCAGCUUGAACAGUUGGCCAUCGAAAAAAGGAAACUUGAAAAUGAUAAAUCUCUUAAUUCAAUUAAUUUGAAAUGUGCCUUGGAAAGUCUUACUUUAGAAGGUUGCCCUGUAGAAGAUCUAAAUUUAGAUUUCACUCUUCCUGGUUUCUCAAAUAUUGAAAUGAGAAAAGGUGGAAAAGAUAUGUUGGUGACAAUCCAUAACUUAGAAGAUUAUUUGAAGCUUCUCACAUAUUGGACUAUGAAUGAAGGUGUUCGAAGGCAAAUGGAAGCCUUCAGAGAAGGAUUUGAAUCUGUCUUCUCCUUAAACCAAUUAAAAAUAUUUUAUCCUCAUGAGCUCGAAUAUUUGUUUUGUGGUAGUGGUCAUAGUCAGUGGGAUAUAAAAAGCCUGAUGGAGUGUUGUCGACCAGAUCAUGGUUAUACACAUGAAAGUAGGGCUAUCAAAUUCCUCUUUGAAAUUUUGAGCAGUUAUAAUCAGGAGCAACAAAGACGGUUUCUCCAAUUUGCAACUGGGUCACCAAGAUUACCUGUUGGAGGUCUGAAAUCCCUGUCACCACCUCUUACAAUUGUUCGUAAAACUCUGGAUGGAAGUGAAGACCCAGACAGUUAUCUCCCAUCAGUGAUGACAUGUGUAAAUUACUUGAAACUUCCAGAUUAUUCAACUAUCGAGAUAAUGAGAGAAAAACUUCAAGUUGCUGUUAGUGAAGGGCAGCAUUCUUUUCAUUUGUCUUGAGAGAAUUUGUUCAUAGGCGGAAUUAUUUGACAUAAACAUUUUGCCCAAUGUAACAAAUUUUCUUUUCCUAAGCUCAGUUGAAGAUGCAUUGAUGAAAGCAUAAUUUGAGCUUUUAUAAAUUUACUUAGCACUGGAGUGAAUUGGGCAAAUGCUUCUGCAGCUUGUCUCUUCACCGUCCCACCUACCUCAAAAAAGUGGGUUUUGUGCUAAUUGAGUGACAUAAGUAUCUUCAAAUGCCAUUGUAAUAAAUGUUUUAGUUGUCAUAUCCAGUUUCUCUCACAUUUUUUUUUAUAUAUAUAUAAUGUGUUCAUCUAUACUAUAUCAACCAAUGACUGAUCUGUAUUUCUGUGAAGCAGUUUAUAUUUCAAAACAGUGUCGAUGUUAUGCACAUUGGACAUAGUUUUGUAUUAGUAUGUGUAAAUAAUGAUUGAUGAUGGGAUUUAUAUAUUGUGAAUACAUAUGAUAAGCUUUCUUUAUAAAUGUUGAAGAACACGUACUUUAAAAAAUUAUUUGAUAUCUAUAUGUUGAUUUUUAUCUCCUUAAUUGUGCUUAGCAUUUGUUUCUUAUGCACUUCAAACAGGUUCAAAGUAGUUAAAAUGUUCGUCUUUAUGUGACUUCAUUUUUUCUUCCCAUAUACAUAGAUGUUAUUCCAGUUGAUGUGGAGAUCACCUCCAAACUGUAUUCUGUAAGUAGAUAAUAUAGUAGAAGCUUUUUGCAAAGUAUUUCUUUUUCUGAAACUUAAUUUGUUAUAUCUUAUGCUAUAUAGUUAUAUUAUUUCUGUAAUUUUCUUGAUUUCAAAUAAAUAAAAUGAGAUCUGUGUAAAA